AUGCUUCUGCUCCCGACCCGCAGCCCUGCCCCCCCCCACCCCCCAGCGGAUCACUGCCUGUUAACGGGCCCGGGUCGCUGGCUGCUCCGGUCGGGCUCGGGCUCCUCGCGCUGCUUGCUCGCGCUCUGCCUCGGCUCACCUCGCGUGCUCAGCCCGUUCGGAUGCUACCGUAAAGACCCGAGGAGAGGCGCGCAGCAGGAACGUCAGUCAGUGUUUGCCGCCGUCGGCUCCGGUCACGUGACCCGUCAUGUGACCCAGGUGACUCUCCAGGUGUUCAGCCCUAAACCGUCUCCGUGUCUGUCUGUUCUGUCCACAGCUGGAAGAACCACCACCAACGAGGAGCUGGAGGACAUGUUGGAGAGUGGCAAGCUGGCCAUCUUCACCGAUGAUAUCAAAAUGGACUCUCAGAUGACCAAGCAGGCUCUGAACGAGAUCGAGACCCGACACACCGAGAUCAUCAAGCUGGAAAACAGCAUCCGCGAGCUGCAUGACAUGUUCGUGGACAUGGCCAUGCUGGUGGAGAGCCAGGGAGAGAUGAUCGACAGAAUCGAAUACAACGUGGAACACUCUGUCGACUACGUGGAGCGAGCCGUGUCUGACACCAAGAAGGCCGUCAAAUACCAGAGCCAGGCUCGCAAGAAGAAGAUCAUGAUCAUCAUCUGCUGCGUCAUCCUGGGCGUGGUCCUGGCGUCGACUAUCGGCGGCACGCUGGGCUUCUAA
Messenger RNA from Scomber japonicus (chub mackerel), 720 nucleotides. RefSeq names its product syntaxin-1B-like. Gene Ontology annotation, cellular component: endomembrane system; plasma membrane; SNARE complex. The coding region runs from base 1 to 720 and encodes 239 amino acids. NCBI's taxonomy places the organism in Eukaryota, Metazoa, Chordata, Actinopteri, Scombriformes, Scombridae. Gene Ontology annotation, biological process: exocytic insertion of neurotransmitter receptor to postsynaptic membrane; intracellular protein transport; vesicle fusion. The record is from RefSeq and is a predicted model, not a curated record. Gene Ontology annotation, molecular function: SNARE binding; SNAP receptor activity. The transcript has 5 exons.